AGUUAAGCUUGGUAGCAUGAAUUUCUACGGGAAACAUAAUCACCCCAAGGCACUUACUGGAAUGCCAUCUAGUGAUCAGCGUUUUUUGCUUAACUUCAUUAUGAGCACUUACUUGGGCCCUGAUGUCUACUCUGAUAACCCAAGGCAUUCAGCUUCACAAAGAUUGGCUGAAGUUUUGCCACCGUAUACUUCAAACAAUCUGGUUCCUUCAUUUAUUAGCAAUUCUCAGUUGGAGAGUUUGUACUACUAUGUCCUGAGGCAUGCUCAUCCCAGGCUGGUUCAAGAACCAAAUAUGCUGCAUUCAUAUCUACAAGGCAACUUACCUUUGCCAAGCUCAGAGUUAUUAGAGGACUUAAGCCAGUUCACAAAUUUUUUCCCUCUAGAUAUUCAUGAGCAUAAAAGAUACUCAGUAAACAAUGAGAUCAUCAAAGGAAUUGUUCUUAUUGAUGAUCCAGUUACAUCUCACAUGAGGGAAGAUGUUGAAAGGUUCAAAUAUUUAUCUGGUGUAGCUGAUUUGAAGAUUGACAAAAUCAAAUCUUUAUCAUAUGAACAUGGAUAUCAGAAAAGCAAAGAUGAUCAGAACAGCAUGAUAAACAGUGAGGAGAGAAUUGCUGGAUAUAUUACCAAUGGAUAUGGUAAUGCAUCAGAAAAGUUUCAAGAAAACAAUAUGAGAAGGCACCAGUUGGACUCUAUGCCAAUGUCAGCUUUCCCCCCUGUCAUGUCCAUGUUAAAACAUCUCGGUCAAGGAGCAUUCAAGAGAACCUGUAAAAGGGAUGGACCUGCCAUGAUGCCCCCCAUUACUGUUCCAAAUGUGGGCCAAUGUUUUUCAGAUGCAUCCAUUAUCUUAAAUGGGACUGCUAAAAUGGGGAUAGCUGGACCACCUAUUGGUGUUUUGGACAUUGGUGUCAGCAAAGUUGCAUACUUCUUCAGAGUUGCUCUGACUGGAGUUAGGAAGGAUUAUUGCGAAUUCAGUUGUGAGAUUGAGUCCAACGGUAAAGUUCAUCUCCAAGGAUCAACCUCUGGUGGAGGGACUAUUAAGAAACAAUCCCCUGUAUUCCAUAUGACAUUCCAGCAAUUGUGCCCGGCUGGACCCUUUACACUUUCGUUCAGCCUGCCAGGACCCGUUGAUCCAAGACUGUUCUCACCAAACUUCAGACCCGACGGCAUUUUUGAAGCUGUUGUGAUUAAACACGAGUCUUAGUACACGGCGCUUAAAGAGUUAUAAUAUGCAGGUAGUUCAAGAAUUGGUGAAGGCGGAGUGUGGUUAUUUCCUGAAGAAUUUUGCCUUGUACCAUUUAGUCAUUCAAUCGCCAUUUUCUCUGUUAAAUCUCUUGACAUGGAAAGAAAAAUUGCCUGGUUAAUGACACUAUUGGCUGUAGCCGGGCAAUGACUAGUAAUGAAGUGGAUCGCCGGAAAGACAAGAAAGUCAACAACCCCGCGGAAGUAGUGGUGGUGAACUUGAAAAUAACCGUGGGUGUAGGCUGACGAACAUCAAAACUAAAGCUUUUAACACUCUCCCAAAAAGUAGAACUUUCGGUCUACUCAGAUAGGAAAGUAAAGCUCAUGUGGAAGCUUCAGUCACAGGUGGGGAAGCAAGAGAGAGAGAAGGAAGCUUGGUUCGACCAGAUAUUUUUCCUCAUUCCCUCGGAAAACUCUCAUGCUGAUGGAGAUCCAUCCGUUGGGGCAUCAUACCCCACCCACACCCAAAUCAAUGCUCGGCUACCUUGUUUCUGAUGACUAGUUGGGAUGAGACUUUCCAAAAAGACGAGGAAGAUGACGGAAGUGGAGUUCGGAUGAGGGGUAAAACCGUCAUUGCAACAUGUAAGAAAUGAUAAACUGAAAGUAGAGGUGGCGCCCGCACUUUUGACGUGGACAUCCCAGUGGGAUGUGUUUUCCUAGCACUGCUGCUUGUUAAUAUUUAAGUGAUAACCCCAAGUGCGAAGUACGAAGCGAUUGAUUCGAGAGGAGAGGACUCUACCGCAGCCAGCCGACGGGCCGCCGAGCGCCUCCUCAUCCUUUCUUCCUCCGCUCAUAAAGGCUGGAUUUGAUUACAUUGCAAGAUUUCAGGGGCAGACAUGUGGCAGCCUCAUAAUGAACCUGCCAAGUACUUCAGAAGCAGAUUUUGAAGCUCCAUGUUUUGACUACUAAACUUACUUUCUUAAUCAAAUCCAAGCUUUUUAAGUCACAAGUAGGAAAAACUUGACAUUUUUUGAAUGAUUUGCCUAAAGUAUCAGAAUCCAAAAACUGACAUAUUUUACUGAUUUCCUUAGCUGGGAAUUGGCCGUUUGAUUUUGUAUAUUUUUCUGGUAGGUGAGGUGCUAAUUGCUUUGUAAGUUUGCUUUUAUGUUGACUUCUGUAAAUAUAUGUCUGUAUAAGAAUAAAAUUAACAUGUCUUCUUAGGAGAAUUCGUGGUGAGGACAUAAUACUUACCUCUCAAAAAAAAA
Theobroma umbraticum is the source of this 2444-nucleotide messenger RNA. The record is from RefSeq and is a predicted model, not a curated record. Lineage: Eukaryota; Viridiplantae; Streptophyta; Magnoliopsida; Malvales; Malvaceae.